GAGUCUGUCGCGUGGAGCCGUGGACGUGCAAGCCACUCCAGUCGCCAGUCGCCAGUGCAAAACUGCACUCGGAGGAAGCAAGUCCGUGUGUCUGCGUUCUUGCUACAGAAAAAACAGAAUAUAUUGGAUUCAUCCGAUCCUACACAACUGAUUUACUCGUGUCGCAGAAUGAAAUUCUAUCCCGCACUUCUGCAAUUAAUCUUUCCGGUGUGCAAACUCUGCUCCGCCGCCACUCGAAGAGAACAGCCCCGGUGCAGGAAGAGCCGCGAACCGAACAAAACGCGCCGGAUUGCUGCGCCGGAACGGUGGGUAUUGCAGCUCCGAGACACUGACGUAUUCACAGGUAUUGUGGAAUGUUUGACUGCCUUGAAGAUAUCGGACGGAGAUGGCGUAGACAUGCAGGACUCCACAGAAGAGGACCAGCUGUUCGACUCCACAGUCGGCCACAUCGAAGAAAUGCUCAUGGAUGUCGGUUUUCAGAAACUUCAAAAAGAAUUCAUGGAAAAGUAUUGGUGUGAAUUUGAGGACAAGGAAGAAAAUAAAUUGAGCUACAUGACUAUUUUUCAAGAAUACAUACAAAGCAUUGAAAAAUACAUUGAAAACUUCCUCAUGCAGAAGAUACAAAACUUUUCAAUGGAUGAUUUUGUACAGUCUUUACAUGACCGCAAAGAUAAACUGGAUGGUGAAGUUUUCGAGAUGAUGUUUACAUUUUCUGAUUUCGUGGCAUUCAAAGAAAUGUUUUUGGAUUACAGAGCUGCGAAGGAAGGUACCAUCCAUGAUCUGAGUCAAGACAUACUCAUUACUUCUGUGGGAAACAGUUGACUAAAAGAUUCAAGUUCGAGUCUGUUUACUGUGUUUUAAUUUGGUUACUAUAAGACUGAAUAAGUGUUAAAAUUUUAUUUAUUGACUUACCUUAAAUUUUGUGUAGAGUGCAUUGUGCCGGAACAGUGCUGAAGUUGUCUUGUGAAGUAUGCACUAAUUGUACAUUUAGUUAGGGAAGUAGUAGUUACGUAUACAGCACAAUGCAAGAUGUAUGAAAGAUAAGCACACAUGUACAUACAGAAUACAUAAUAGCAUACAGAAAAUUUCAUUUCACAAAUACAUAGGUAACUGACUGCUAUAGCAAAGCAAAGUACGUACAUCAUUAGUACUAGAUGUGUGUGUUAGCAUAGUUCAGUUAUUGCAAUAUUAAAUGUAUUAAGUAUUAGAGUUUUUUUUUUAGCAAUUUUUGUAUUCAGAAUUAUGAAAAAAAUUUGGGGCUGUUGGGACACUCUGCCGUUGGUUUAACGUGAGACGUCUGUCAGCUAGUCACUCUUAGUGUACAGUCUUAAAUGUACAGUUUUGUAAAUAAACUUUGUAGAUGUA
Bacillus rossius redtenbacheri is the source of this 1365-nucleotide messenger RNA. RefSeq names its product ADP-ribosylation factor-like protein 2-binding protein. Gene Ontology annotation, cellular component: trans-Golgi network; Golgi membrane; mitochondrial intermembrane space. Gene Ontology annotation, biological process: positive regulation of tyrosine phosphorylation of STAT protein; maintenance of protein location in nucleus; protein processing. Gene Ontology annotation, molecular function: serine-type endopeptidase activity. The record is from RefSeq and is a predicted model, not a curated record. NCBI's taxonomy places the organism in Eukaryota, Metazoa, Arthropoda, Insecta, Phasmatodea, Bacillidae. The transcript is spliced from 7 exons. The coding region runs from base 169 to 822 and encodes 217 amino acids.